Messenger RNA from Serpula lacrymans var. lacrymans S7.9, 729 nucleotides. RefSeq lists its product as uncharacterized. Bases 1 to 729 code for a protein of 242 amino acids. The transcript is spliced from 8 exons. Gene Ontology annotation, molecular function: histone acetyltransferase activity. Lineage: Eukaryota; Fungi; Basidiomycota; Agaricomycetes; Boletales; Serpulaceae. The record is from RefSeq and is a predicted model, not a curated record. Gene Ontology annotation, biological process: regulation of DNA-templated transcription.
AUGACAGAGGAAGAAUUCGACAUACAGCACCACAAGCAAAUCACCGCCCAGCGCAACUUUGAUAAAGUCAAUUUCGGACAUUGGCAGAUCAAAACAUGGUAUUUCUCUCCGUAUCCACUGACGGAAUCGGAAGCUGAGGAGGGCGGAACGCCUCAAGCUGCGUCUAUCUUGUGGGUGUGCGAUCGUUGCUUCAAGUACAUGUCCGAAGGGGCAUCAUGGGAGCUACACGUCAAAAAAUGUACUAGACGGCAUCCUCCCGGAAGGAAGGUGUAUCAACGCGGGGCACAUACUAUAUGGGAGGUGGACGGUGCAAAGGAUAAGUUGUAUUGCCAAAAUCUAUCACUCUUCGGAAAGCUCUUCAUAGAUGUAAAAACGCUCUUUUUUGAUUGCGAUAACUUCCUAUUUUACCUCCUAACGGACGCGGAUUCGCAAAGGGACUACGUCCUUGGCUUUUUCUCAAAGGAGAAGAUAUCCUAUGAUGACUAUAACCUAGCCUGCAUCAUCGUCCUGCCCCCAUAUCAGCGCAAAGGCUAUGGGAUGCUCAUGAUCGAGUUCAGCUACGAGCUCUCCCGCCGCAGCGGCAGAAUAGGCACCCCCGAACGACCCCUCUCCGACCUCGGCCUCCGCAGCUACCUCACCUACUGGGUCUCCACCCUCAUCCGCUUCUUCCGGUACGUACCCCUCCCCCCCCCCCCUCCCCUUCCCCGCCCCGCGCCAAAAUCAGGGUGA